Messenger RNA from Schistocerca americana (American grasshopper), 3944 nucleotides. RefSeq names its product brain-specific angiogenesis inhibitor 1-associated protein 2-like. Gene Ontology annotation, cellular component: cytosol; nucleoplasm. The coding region runs from base 88 to 2568 and encodes 826 amino acids. Gene Ontology annotation, biological process: actin filament bundle assembly; plasma membrane organization; positive regulation of actin filament polymerization. Lineage: Eukaryota; Metazoa; Arthropoda; Insecta; Orthoptera; Acrididae. The transcript is spliced from 14 exons. The record is from RefSeq and is a predicted model, not a curated record. Gene Ontology annotation, molecular function: protein binding.
GGAAUAUGACAGCAGUCGCCUCUUGGUAGCCGCGCCUUACCAGUAGCCACGACAACGUUUUCCGAACGCUAACGCCCCGCUGUCAGGAUGACGUCAACCAUGGACCUCGAGGAGAUCACCAAGCUCGUCGACGGGAUCUACAAGAAUAUUCUGGACAAAUUCAAUCCUGGUGCUCGGCAACUGAUAACGGCGGGGAAGGCUUAUCUAAAAGCUCUCCAUGGAGCUGCGGCGGCGUCCCGGCUGUACGUGGACGCCAUCAGCAAGCUGGCCAAGCAGGCACAGCAGGGCACCUGGGGAGCCUCCGCUGACAUCGGUUCGGCUCUUAUUCAGAUAGUUGACGUCUACAAGGAGAUACACGAGCAGCAGAUGAAUAUACUGAAAGCGUUCUACGUGGACAUGCUGGUGCCUCUGGAGACGAACCUGGAGAAAGAUACAAAAGUCGUACAGAGUGAGCAGAAGCGCUUCCUGCAGCAACACAAACAACGCUCUGAGACGUACAGCAAGGCGGCCGCGGCCAUCAAGAAGCAGAGGAAGAAGACCCGCGCCAAACCCCCGGCUGUGGCCCUGGACCGCGAGGUGAAGAGCCUCCAGGCGCUGGAGGAAGAGCGCGCCAAGCUGGACGCCUUCUGCGAGGCCAGUCUCAAGACCGCGAUGACGCAGGAGCGCCGUCGCUACGGGUUCGUGCUGGAGCGCCAGUGCUCGCUGGCGAAGCACUACCUGCUGCACCACAGCCAGUGCCGGCAGGCGCUGGAGGGCCGGCUGGACGCCUGGCAGGAGGUGGCGCAGUCCAGGGAGGCGCUGCCCGACGGCGUCGAGGCAGUCAUGGCCGCCAGGCUGCGGCAGGUGAAUUUCUACUCGGAGGACGCGCCCUCAGAGGCGGAACGCGACCGGACCGAGGACGACCGUGUGUCCAUGUCGUCGCAGCUGCGCAAGACCAAGUCGAUGGACGCGUCGUGCCUGGACAUGCGCUCCAUCGGCGACGCCGCCAGCCAGCACAGCCCGCUCAAGCCGCUCUCCAGGGCCAAGUCGGAGUUCGACCUCAGCGCCUCCACACAGUCCCUGGACCAAGUGUCCGCCCGCUACGACCGCCGCGACGUGACUGCGUCCUCGCCGGAGCCCGAGCCGCGGCCCAAGUCGCUGGCCGUCGCCUCGGAGAACGGGGACGCGCCGCUGGCGCGCGCCAUGUACGCCUACCUGUCCAGCGGAGACAACCAGCUCAGCUUCCUCGAAGGCGACGUCAUCGCGCUCAUGGGUGAACGCAUUAAGGGUUGGCAGUUUGGCGAGAACCUGCGUACCCAGACCAAUGGAUGGUUCCCCUUAGCUUACACAGAGAUGCUACUCGACGCAGCGGACAGCAGCUCGCCGACGCACAGCACGGCGCCCGCGACGCCGGCGUCGCCCACGCGCGGCCUGCAGGGCGGCAGGAGACCCGGCGCCGCCCACCACCAGCCGCAGGGUACCCGCGGCGCCGUGGCGACGGCCAUCUCGCGCGCGCUGCAGCAGCAGGCGGCGGGCGGCGCCGCCCCCGUGCCCGGGGGCAGGCCCGUGGUGGGCCCGCCGCCGCCGCUGGCCGCCUCCACGGCCGCCGCCGCCGCCGCCCUCAAGGCCGCCGGCGCCAGCCUGCACAGCAGCAACGACAGCGGCUUCAGCAACGAGCCGCCCCCGCUGCCGGAGGCCGACUACUCGGACGACGACAGCUCCAGCGAAAAGACGGUGACUGCAGUGAACGCCCCGGUGUCUUCCACCCUGCCCACCAAGCAGCGCGGUAGUGGAGGACGCGGCUGGUCUACCACUACCAACGGAACCCACGCCCAGCAAGCGGCCACCAACGGCCACACUAGCGGUGGCGGUGGCGGCAACGGCGGCAGGAAGCCGACCACGGAGCCGCGUCGUCGCGAGUACACCAACGGCCUGGUCAACGGCACCUCCGGGGGGGGAUCCCCCGGGGCGUCGGCCACCACGCCCCGCCUGCCCCACCUGUCGACCACGCUGGGCAGGGACUCCCCGCCGCGCAAGCCGAGCUACCCGGUGAAGCGCACCAAGUCGCUCUGGAAGUUCCGCCGCUCCGAACAGCCGGGCGACAUCCUGGAAGGCAUGUCGCUCUGGAGGCACCGCUCUCUGGUCGACGUGCCGGCCGCGCUGGACGCCGAGGCCAAGAGGGAGAACGGCCACCAGGAGCAGCAGCAGCACAAGAAGCCCGCCGGCCGGCAGCAGAAGGCGGAGGCGGAGGAGCGGCCCGCGGUGGCCGUGCAGACCGAGGACGAGGACCUGGACUCGAUGGCGCCCUCCGAGGUGGACGAGGAGGAGGACAGCGAGUCGUGCAUCGUGGUCGAGGACCACCGCCGGCCCCCGCCACAGCAGCCGGCGCCGGUGCCCCGCCAGCUGAGGGGCCCGCAGCAACAGCAGCUGCAGCAGCAGCAGCUGCAGCAACAGCAACAGCAACAACAACAGCAGCAGCUGCACAGCCAGCAGCCGCACAAGAGGAUGAGCGGUGCGUCACAGGGCAGCGCCGGCAUGACGCUGCCCUGGUACAAGCUCUGGGGCAUGGACGUCGCAGCCGUCAAAUAGGCCAGAGAGCGGUUCGCACGGCCUUGUUUCACAAGUAGAAAGUCCUGCUACUGGUGACAUCGUCUUUCCCAUGCACUCCAGAUUACGCUUCCCAGCUGUCACUGCAUACCUGCUGGUGAAGUAUCACUGCUCUCAGACUGCUCUCAGAUGUGAAGGUGGAUACUUUUACAUCUGAGUUCUUUUGAGUGAAUGACUUUGUCUCGAGAACACUUUGCCAACAUCAGAUCCAUACCUUUCAUAUAAUUCAGGUGUCCGGCGCUGCCUGUAAUGAGCUUCUGCUUGAGAUAUGAAUUAUUGAGAUAUUUUUUUCGCCAUGUGUACAGAGAAGAAGCGUGUUUACUAGUUAUUGGAUUAGUCGAUUUCUGAUUGUAAUCUCUACUUCCGUUCAAGGAGUAACCAAGUAGAAAAGUGAUAAAGCACAUAUGUAGAACGAAAUGUAUGUUCGUUAACAAGUAUAACCCAUAAUUACUUACAGAUAAUCAUAGAAUGUAUCAAGAGAAAUUUUUAAGAUUGUGUUACAUCUUUAUAUGGUGCUAUAUUUGAACCCUUAUUGUUGUUGAGGAUAUAAAUGUUUUACUUAUCGGUCAUAUCUAUUUUGUUGAUAGGGUCUUUAACAUCCUUCUUUUCAAGAUCGUCUUAUGAUGCUAAAAUGUAUUGUUCAUAAUCGUAGCCGUUUGAAUCUGCCUAAUGAUACAAGUAUCAUUUCUCAUAGGCUUUGAGAUGUGAAAGGGAAACCAAGUUAUAUGACGUUACUCAAAUCUUUGUUAGUAGUGUGUUGUAGCAAUCACUUUUUUUAAGGGCACGUAAGUGACUUGAUUCAGAGAGUAAAGUGUGAUGCGACAUCUAUUGAUGGACUCCUUUCACAGGUAAUAGGUCGCUAGAAGAACUUCGAUGGUUUGACGGGCCACGGAGAGAUUCCUAGGUUGGAAUACUGCCACGUGGCCUGUGUCAGUUACUCCGCCGCACCUUGGCGGUGAAACGAUACGCAACUUCGACGCUCGUAUGGUCUUCGCUCUGAUGCAAAGACCGGAUUCGAGCGACCAUGAAUACUUCUGGAGACGAUGAUUGCAAGUUCGUGACGACGUGCACGUAUACACAGAAGACGCAACGAGGUUCGCUUGGUUUUCUCACUGAAUCAAUAGGUGCUUAACAUUGCAACGUAUAAUUACUUAAACCGUCGUCACAGCCAGUUCAUAGCUGUAAAUUCCUUCCUCUGCAGAGGUUUCAAACAUAAAUUGUACGUUAUGUAUCAAGAAUGUAAUCAUCUGUAUUCUAAAACAUAUAUUUUGUGUAUUUCCUAUUCAUUACUUAAUACUUAAUGAGAUAAAAUAUGUAAUUAGCUUGUAUUUUAAUUCUGCAAUAAAGAUAACAAAACU